AUGGCAAGGGGUGUGACAGCAGUGCAGUCUCGCACGCGACCUACUAAGGAUACCAUCUCCUUUCCUAUUUUGACCUAUUCCGAUGCCUUGCCACGAAACGACCUUCGCUCUCUUGAGGUCUCACAGCACCAAGCUCAACCCGCCAUGGUUGGACAGUGGGACUUCAGUCAGCCCUCGACGGGAGACGGGUGGUUCAGAAAGCCACCCGCGGGCCAAGAUGCAUCUUUCGACUUUCGCAUAACCACGCCACCAGAUCAAGCCAUUCAAACUACUCGAUCGGGCCGCACCCAAACUGAGGAACACAUGAUUGGCAUUGCGCUAGGCAGUCCCGGCCUGUUAACUAAAGACGAGCCUCUACCGCCACCCAGAUUUGAUCCAUCCAUCUUUGCAGAAGGCGAUUCAGCCCAUAAGCCCAGCAAGUGGAAGAAAAUUGGUGGAUUCUUCAAGGCGAAGAAUGCGCUUACAUCGCUCCCAGAUAGCACACAAGAAAGUGAGGCCAAGCCGCAAAGCAACGACUAUCAACUACCGGAGAAGCCGCAGAAAGCACGACUGAGAAAGGACUCGAUUGAAGAGUGGCCGAAAAUUGAAAUCGAUCCCAGGAACAUGCCUGGCCGAAGCAUCCAAGCUCCCCAGCGGAGUCGGACCCUUUCACUCGGCAGCAAGCCACCUAAGGUUACACCUACGGUUACACCAAGUGCCCAGGGCCUCCUACUGAGUGUCGAUAUCCCAGAUGUUCAGAUGGAGCGGUACAGUGUUAUGUUCAGCGAGGUUGUCAAGAAGAAUCAAAAGCCCUCACUGCUGGUCAGAAGGGCCAAGACAUUGGACAAUCUUCGCGUACCAGAUGCAAAUGGCUUCAUAAAACCACCCACACCACCCCCAAUGCCCCAGCGCCGGGCAACAUCGCCAGCGCAAUCAAGCUUCACCCUAUUUCCAACUUCACAGCCAUCAAAAGCGGCCCAGGUGCUCAGCACACAGAAUUUCUCCCGUGGACCGCUGGUGAGAGCAAACACGCUCCCUGUCCAAAGCCCAUCCAAGAUGCCUCCGCCACAGCUCCAUCAUGGCUCAAAUACGGGCAGUCAAUCAUCGUUCGAGUCGCCAGUCAUUCCGAAGCUUUUCACUGAGCUUUCCAAUACUCCACGGUCCUCUAAUAGUUAUGACAAGCCUCUUCCUGCUAUCAACCUGGAGCCACGGACUACGCCUACUCCAUUAAAGAAGAGUGCUCAACCGGAAAAGAAAACUCCAUCUCCGCAGAAAACCCGACCACAGCAGAGCGUCCAAUCUCACAAUACUGCUGCAACAACACCGGCUGCUCAACCCCAGAUCCACCCACAGCAGAGAAAGGAUUCGCUACCGCGAUUCAUAGAAAAGCAGCCUCAGAUUACUUCACCACAACACAAGACCACCCAAAACCAGCCCAAUCAAGCACCGAACCAUCGGAGAAACAACGAUUCAGUGCGGCCACGUCUCAGAGUUGAAACAGAAAGCCGACGGCAACCACCGACAAAGGGCAUACUAUCACCCAGUACAUCAAGAGGCUCACCUUCGGCAUUGAACGCGACGCAAAGCAAGAUUGACCGAAUCAUGUCCCCAUUAUCCGCCUCAGCCGGUCCUAAAUCCGGCGUAUCACCAGCAGAGUCCACGCGCAUGCCAUUCGCCGAUGCCGUUGAGACCCUUGAUGCCGCUGAAGAGGAACAUAUACCCGAGCCUAGACGUCCCAUCCCAAAAGUUGAAAUCUCAAUAGCACGCUCUGUCUCUGUCUCGCGGGCAAAGCGACAGGUUCUAGUUCCCAUCGGCAUGAGGGUCGAUCAUUUAGACCCGGAGGAGCGGGUUGUGCACAGAAGACCUAUGACACCGCAGAUUACAGAUGCUCACCGCGGGCAUCGACCUGGUGUCUCGCAGGAGUUGCGGAUAGAGUGUCUGUGA
This is a messenger RNA of Penicillium expansum, 1923 nucleotides long. RefSeq lists its product as uncharacterized. Lineage: Eukaryota; Fungi; Ascomycota; Eurotiomycetes; Eurotiales; Aspergillaceae. The record is from RefSeq and is a predicted model, not a curated record. The transcript has 2 exons. Bases 1 to 1923 code for a protein of 640 amino acids.